AUGCCUCAGAAACCAGGACAUCAUGGCAGUUUACGAACGGGUCCCAGUACUAAACAUAAAAAGAUGGCAGCUGGAAGUAGCGGACUAAAUGUUUCGCUGAAUGGUAGCUUUAACCUCAGCUCGAGUUUAAUUUCGUCAGAUUUUCCGUGGCAUGAUGAGAAAAAAUCUGGUGGUCGUAAAAGAAUUGGUAGUUCUAAGCGAAGAGCACCUUUAUCAACUGCAGAUGGAGGCCCACCAACAGGAUUUGCAACUUUAAUGGAGAUAGACGGGGUUGACCCCGACGAGGAACUUCAACAGCAACUAAAAGACCCAUUGCAAGAAAUCAGUCGACAGCGCCUACGAGCGAUUAGAAUCAACUUUCGUCGCCUGGGUGGUAACGUCGAAAACCGCAUAACUGGUAAAGAGUUAUGGAGCGUGUUUAUGGAACACAACAUAAAAGUCUCCGGGAGAGUUUUUCAACUGAUUUUAAAUAAAUACGAAGAUCAGUUUGGAGUGGACUAUGAAAAGCUGUGGAAAUUUAUGGUGGAAGCACAAAAAUUAACAGGCCGUGACAGCGUGCAAGCCACAAACCGACUUAAUAAUAGUUUCAGUCAUUUACAUUCUUCAUCGUUAUCCGAAUAUGACGGUGAAGAUAUGAACAUGUUGGUCAGAUUACAUCGAGCCCUGCAGAAUAGCUCCGAGUUUGAACUGGAUGACCUUAGGAUGAAAAAAAUUUGUGAAGAAUUUCAUUUACCAGUACAUGGUGGGUUACUAAAUAGUUUACUGAACAGAUGUGAUGAUGAGAAGAAUGGACAAAUAAGUUGGCCAGAGUUCAUGACCUUUUUGGAAAGGGCCGAAAUGAUAAUGUUAGAUCCAGCGACUGGGAAGCCGGAAAUGAUUCAUGCACCGGUGCGUCCAAUCAGUGGAAGGCUACGACCGAAGUCGAGCAGGAUCCGGGGCACUGAGAUUAAAGAGGAGGUUGCGGUGAAUCCAAGUACUACAAAUGCUGCAACUACUUCCAGCUCAGGAAAUGCUGGGGGUAAUGCAACACCAACAGCCAAUAGAAAGUCACGAUUUGACUUCACAAUCGGAUCAGAAGGCACAGGCUCCUUAGCUGAUAAAGAAAAAGUGGAAUCUCCACGUGAAAAGAAAGCUCAUGCCACCUCACUAGACAAAAAAGCACUGGAUUCGCCAAGAGAAAAGACAGUGCAAGAAACGAAAAAGGAAAUUACUAGCACUGCACCUCGUAAGGAAACUGAAUCUAAAGAAAAAAAAGUGACAGAUUCGAAAAUUCCGGAGUCGCCGAGGGAGAAGGAGUCUGAUAGAACUGAAGAGAAAAAAAGUGGUACGGCUGUUAAUAGGAAACAAGGCAUCGCGAUUGCUGUGCCUGUUGAAACAAUGCACAGCGAUGAAGGAAUGAAAAUAAUAGACAAAACGUCAGCCGCUGAAAAGACGGUCGUCAAGGAAAGUCCUCCAAUAAAUGUUCCAGUCGUUGCAGCAGCAAACACGCCAGUAAGCAACAUGGAUACGAAAAUAAAAACUGAAAGUUCCAUGAAACUGACAACCGCUGCUGAAAUACACACAGCCGAUGACAUGGUUGAGCCAAUUGUUGUACCUGCUCAUUCUGUGGACGCAAACAAAAAAAGCGAGGCAUCUGGUUUGAUUGACGCAACUCCAAAAAUUGACGCACCAGUGAAAGAUAAGAACGUGAAAAGUGAAUCAAAGAUUGAUAACGAGAAUACGAAAAAAAACGAGUCCGAAAAUGUUAAUAACAAAAAUGGCAGAGAUUCCCCACGAGAUGAUAUUUCCGUUAAAACAUCAUCCAGACAAUCAUCAGCGAAACGAUCCUCUCAGACAAAAAAAGAAACAGACGUAGGAACGAACAAACCAAGCAAUAAACUGGAUAAAAAACCAACUGCAAAAGGCAAGCCGCGUCCAUUCACCGGAACAUCCAUACAGAGUAAUAAAAGUCAAAAGAAAAAUGGAUCAGUUGCUAAUUUAUCAAAAGAUGACAAAAAUAAAAAAGGUGGCGGUAAUCGAACACCUAAGAAUUCGACGAGCACCAACGCUGCAUCUACUGAACACUCUAAAGGUAAAGUUCACGGUGCUAACAGUGGUGAGACGAUGUCUGUGUCUACUACAUACAGCAUUCAAACUUCAGACAGCCACACAGUCAAUGAAAAUAAUCUGAAUAAAAAUACUAAAGUUGAUAAUAAAGUUGAGAAUACUGGAAUGAAGAAGAAUAUAUCCAGCAGUAGCCUAGCUUCGUCUACUUCCAUGCCAGACGGAGCUAUUAAUUCUAAUAACUCAGCUUAUGAACAUGAUCUUGGUUCCUCCCACUCGUCCGAGUUACUCAAACCGCUACUCGUCCCAGACGUGAACGAGAAUUCACAGAGUGACGCUAAAGAUGGCAGCGAAUCAUUGCUUUUUAAGAAGAGUGCGGGCAGUGUCAAGAAUACGGGCGGAUUCCUGAACUCGGUGAAGAAUCUGUUCGGUGGAAACAAGAACAAAGAAGCCAAUCAAGAAAUGAUUCCCAUCGUAACUGUCAAUUCGCCGGAACCGAGUUCUGAAUCCGAUCAAGCACCUCCACCACCAGGGGGCGCUAUCAAUGAAGUAUCUGUGCGGGGCCGUGACAUGAAAUACUACGUACCAGACGUUUACUACAGCAAGAACAUCAGCCCGUACUCACCGAAAGAAAAACUGGAACUAGAUUGGAUUUAUGGUUACCGUGGCAAUGACUGCAGAUGUAACAUAUAUGUUUUAUCUAGCGGUGAAGUUGUUUAUUUUGUGGCUACGUUUGUUGUUAUUUACAAUGUUCAGACACGCAAACAACGUUACUACAAAGAACACACUGCUGAUAUAAGAAGUAUUGCUAUACAUCCUAACAAGGUUACCUUGGCAACGGGACAGUCAGCUCAGGAUAAAGUUGAUGCGCAUAUCCGUAUAUGGCAAUCUGACACGCUACAAACGAUACAAAUCUUAGGAGUAGGUUUAAUACAGAAUGCCGUCAUGUGUCUUGCGUUCUCACAAUUUCAGAGCCACACAAUGUUUGUAUGGGAUAUCAAUGUAGGCAAGCAGAUUACACAGACAUCGGUCUACACAGAUGCAAUAUGUCAAGUGGCAUUUCAUCCUAAAAACCCCAAUGUUCUGGUAACCGUGGGAAAAGAGCAUCAGGUCUGGUGGGAGAUAAAGACGGAGAAUGGAAAGACAGCGAUUGAAGAAAUGAUGAAAGCGGAUUUUGAGGACAAAUGGAUGAGAGCAAAGUAUGUGAUCUGUUUGAUGUUUAAAAGUAAUGGUGAUCUGAUUACAGGGGAUUCUAAUGGUACUAUUUAUGUAUGGCACGACGGUGGUAAUACCAUAUCACAGGCAAUCAAACAUGCACACGAUGGUCCCGUUUUCUCGCUAUUGAUGAUUCGUAACCAUUUAGUGUCCGGCGGAAGAGACGGAUUAAUACUGUCGUGGACGUGGGGUAAAAGUUUUGACCAAUCAGGCAGCAUGCAGCUUCCAAAGUCAGAAGGUGGUAUUCGUAUGCUCUGUAACUGUAAAGAAUUUUUAUUUAUCGGUUCCACGUUGAAUUGUAUCUUGACGUGCAAUAUCGCCUUGACUGGCGCACCGCUAAUGGGUAUCAGUAGUUUACAUAAAAAGCCAAUGACACAGGGUCAUUACGACGAUGUACGUGCAUUGACGACCUACCCGAAUAACUCACAGCAAGGGCUGUUCGUCACCGCAGGAUACGAUGGAAUAAUUUCCAUGUACGAUGCCCAUAAUCACGAGACCGUCUGGAAAUACAACGUGAAAGGAAUCAACAUUCUGUGUUUCGAUAUCCACCACGCUGGAAAGAUGUUAGCGCUUGGAAUACGAGACGCCAGUUUAUGUAUUGUGGAUAUUCGUGGUGGACAUGAGGUCAAUGAACUCUGUAAAGUCAAGGUGUCCAAGGAGAGAAUCACCUGUGUCAAGUUCUCACCAGAUGGAACAUGCUUAGCGGUGGGAUGUCUUGAUAGAGUGAUUUACAUAUUACGGUUGGAAAAUAGAGGAAAGAAAUGUGAAACUAUCGGCAAAUGCAAAGGACAUGCAAGCGCUAUCAGUGGUAUUGACUGGUCAGUGGAUAAACCAUUUGGAAAUUAUAUCUUACAGAGCAGUGGUAUUGACUAUGAACAUGCCUAUUGGGAUGGUGGUAGCUGUGAAAAGAUUGAGAAUCCUUCUGAAGUACGGAACGUCGAGUGGGUCUCGCAUAAUUGCCGAGUCGGUUAUCCCGUUAUAGGUGUAUGGGGUGAGAGUUCAAAUGGUAAUCAAAUACAUGCUCUUGAUAGGUCUUACAACCAUAAACUGCUUGCCACUGUCAAUGACAAUAAAGAAAUUAUGUUGUAUAACUACCCAUGUUGCAGUCCUGUGACACUUUUAGUGAAAGGCGAAUUUAAUGUUGCAGAAAGCAAUGUCGUCGGCAUGGCCAUCAUCAUAAGAGGAGAUGAAGAUGCGGUUUCUAUGGUAACUGAUGGUUCUAUAGACGUCUGGGAAAAGAUCUAG
This is a messenger RNA of Saccoglossus kowalevskii, 4503 nucleotides long. RefSeq lists its product as uncharacterized. Lineage: Eukaryota; Metazoa; Hemichordata; Enteropneusta; Harrimaniidae. Gene Ontology annotation, molecular function: calcium ion binding; microtubule binding. Gene Ontology annotation, cellular component: mitotic spindle. The record is from RefSeq and is a predicted model, not a curated record. Gene Ontology annotation, biological process: microtubule cytoskeleton organization.